AGCGGCCGAUGAAUUCAGACCAGGGCGGAGAGCCGCUGCAGGAGGAGGCCGAGCCGGGACUGAAAGCCCGCGGGGAGGCUGAGCCGGGACCGAGAGCCCGUGAGGAGGUCGGGGCUGCAGAGGCGGGCAGUAUGGUUACCUCGAAGGGAGCUGGUCUGAACCCUAAUGCCAAAGUGUGGCAGGAGAUGCCCACUGUAUCCAGUGAGGCUCCUGCGGAUGGCACUGAGGCCUCCCCCUGGUCCCAGUCGAACAUAACUGAAGAGUCCACUGGAUGUAAAGCAUACACACCUGGCUUCCCAGUUCUCAUGGACAACAGCACCACUGCCACAGCAGAUGGUAUUGUCAACGGCAUGGACCCCUCUGACCCAAACCCUCUGACUGGGUGUAAUGAAUCCAAACUGUCUGAAGAUCAGCCUCUCUCUGCAGAAAGCUUGCGCGAGUCUCUGAAGAAAGAGCUGGAAUUCUGCUUCAGCAGGGAGAACUUAUCGAAGGAUCUUUACCUGAUUUCUCAAAUGGACAGCGACCAGUUUGUGCCAAUUUGGACUAUUGCCAGCAUGGAAGGAAUUAAGGUUCUUACCACUGAUAUGGACCUUAUCUUGGAUGUGUUGAGAUCAUCUCCUAUGGUUCAAGUGGAUGAAAAAGGCGAGAAAGUGCGGCCAAAUCACAAACGCUGCAUCAUCAUUCUGCGAGAGGUUCCAGAAACGACCCCUGUGGAGGAAGUGGAGGCCUUGUUCAAGAAUGACAACUGUCCGAAGGUCAUUAGUGUGGAGUUUGCUCACAACAAUAACUGGUACAUUACAUUCCAAUCGGAUACGGAUGCUCAACAGGCAUAUAAAUACUUAAGGGAAGAAGUCAAAACAUUUCAGGGAAAACCCAUCAUGGCCAGAAUAAAAGCCAUCAAUACCUUCUUUGCAAAGAACGGCUACCACAGCCUGGACUGCAGUGUCUAUCAGCAGCAGCCUCACACACAGUCCCAGUACAGCUCACCGCUCUUCAUGCAGCCUAUAUACAGCCCACAGCAGCAGUAUCUCUACGGCAUUGUCCCUCCGACCUGGACUCCAUCUCCAACUCCGUACUUCGAGACUCCUCUGGCACCUUUUCCUAACAGCGGGUUUGUCAAUGGAUUUGGCACAGCUACACACUACAAAACUGGUUCAAAUUCUCUCAACAUUGGACGCCCUUUCAACAGAAACCGUGUCCCACUCUAUUCAAGAAAGAAUGUAAUAAAUACCUUCAGGAACCACGUGAAGCCCCAGACCAGGGUGAAUGAUGGACUGGCCUCCACUGUCCCCUCAGUGUCUGUGGUGGACGGGCUCCGCAGUCCACAGCCUCCUGCCAGCAGUAGCUCAGUGUUGGCCACCUCUGAGCUGAGCUCCUCUUUCCCACACCUGACCACCUCCGCUGAGCCAAACGAUGACAGCACUGUGGCUGGAAGAGGACGGAGGAAUACGUACAGAGCGACUCGGAGGAGGAGAGAGGACGAACGAACCAUAAAGCCAGUUCCGCUCACUGAAGUUAAGGUUUCACCACCUAAAUUUGACCUGGCUCCUUCCAAUUUCCCUCCACUCCCUGGAUGCUCAGGCAGCCCACAGGGAGAGCCAGUGCUAGAGAACCGUAUGUCUGACGUGGUACGGGGUCUCAACAGAGAUAAGCAGUCAGACUCAAACAAAGAAUCCACUGUGAGCACUUCUGCUCCGGCCUCUGAGGAGACAGUCCCCAGACCUGCACUGACUGCAAGCAAACCCGCUGUUCACACUGCAGAUCCUCCUAGCUACAGCGCAAGCGCAACCCCUCAGGAGAAGAAACUGGAUAAACCUGAGCCCUUGGUCCAUAAAGAGAUGCCUGUGAACUCGAGCACCACCUCAGCCAUUCCACCGACUCCGGCUCAGCCUGCUCCUGUCUCCAAGACUCCGCUGAGUCCCGCAAACCCUGCAGCCCCACAGGCCAACGCUGGCCACCCCAGCCCCGCCCCACUGGAGCCUCGGAAACUGAGCUACGCUGAGGUGUGCCAGCGCCCCCCCAAGGAUCCCCCACCACCACCUCCACCACCUGUGGUCAGCCCCGGUCCCGCCAGCUCUACCUCGCAGCCUCUGAGGGAGCUGCGUGUCAAUAAGGUGGACGAGCAGUCGGGUGGCAGCGAGAGGCCCGAGCGGCCACAGGAGCGUGGGGGGGACUGUAAGAGCAGAGAGGGCCGGCCGGCUCGCGACUCGCAGGGCUUCUACCGCAGCAACGGCCCUCCCAGAGCCAGCACGGGGGGCUUCAAACUCCGCGAGCAGCAGAGGCGUCCUCAGUUCACGCGCCGCACUUCACCCCAAGGAGCCUCCAGACACACUGGCAAAGAGCAGAACAUCCCCCCUAUAUCGCCAAAGUAAAGACUCGACUAAAUCCUUACAAAUGUAUGAAUAUAUACACAUAUACAUAUAUAUAAAUAUAAAUAUAUAUAUAUAAAGAGAUGAAAUAUAAAGUUUAAAGAUCUAAAAUAAUAGCCACCUCUUUUGCCUGGAGCACAUCCACAGGAAAAUCUCAUGAAAUGACAAUGCACAGACGGAGACGUCCUGGCGUACGGGCAUCAAAAAACAUUGGAAGCUAGUUAUAAGCUUGUUGAAGGAAGUCAUCAAAUAGGAAAAAGUGCGCUUCUCAACUUGACAAUGCCCCUUCAGAAUGUAAUUUUUUUUUGUUUGGGUUUUUUUUUUUUUUUUUUUUUGGCUUUCUUUCCCCACUUCUUGAUGAGAGCGUGUUACCCAGGAGGCGGAGAGACUGGGGGCAUCGUAACAGCUGAGUGCUCACAGUGCUAUUGUUGAGCUGAAUCAAUAAUAGCAGUCUGCAAAGAACAUAUACACUAAGAAGAAAAGGAACAUGCAUACAGUCAUGUACCUAUACAAAGAUAUCACUUUGACAUGCAAGGAUUCUACUAAUAUUUUCCUUUUUUUUUUUUUUUUUUUUUUUUCUUUCUUCUCCAUUCGCAUUGGCAGGUGACUGGGAAUGCGAUGUUAUGGAGGGAGUGAAAGAUGUACAUGAACUUUGCUCUUUGAGUGGAAGGAUGUAUUUUGCAGUAGUGUUGAUGAAUCAGUUUUGGGAUUUAGAUCCCGUUUAGAAAAUGCAACGCCUGCUUGAGUGGAUUGGCAGAUAGCUAGGAACAGCAGUGAGGCUUGCUGUUGGUCUGGAAUUUUGCAUCAUUUUUGCUUGACAUGGCUGAUCUAAGCUCCCUGAAUCAAAAGAGCUGCUGUGUAGAAAUGUGUAAAAAGAUGCGUUGGCUUGUGGCGCUUCAGUAAUUAUUCAUAUACAUCACUUCGUGAGGUUGGAGCCUGCCAAUUAUAAUGCUGGAUCACUGGUUUGCUUUAUUUCCUUUUUUUCCCUCGCUCUUUAUUUUUCUUUAAUUAUUAUUUUUAGUUAGAUUGUGUAACCAACAGCCUGUGAAAGAUCACAAUAUCAGUCAGGUACAUAGACACUCAAGUAUUUUGUCAUCUCAGUUGUUUUUUUGUUUUUUUUUCUCUGUGUGUGUGCAUUAUUGUCCCAAAAUGGCUUCUGAGCAAGCUCAUUUUUUUCCUGAUAAUCAGUCAGGCGCAUGACUCUGUUUACAAGAUUGUCGGCUUGGGCUAAGAGGCAGAGAUGAAGCUGCUUUUGAUUGCGUUUUGGGCGACACACUAUUCUUAAAAUCAGGACCCUUGCUAUAAUGAUUAGUAGCUAUUGUGCUUAGGUGUGUGAUAGUGAUUUAGGUCAGGAAAACCCAAGGCCUAUUUUUAUUGAAUAACGAAUGCUGUAUUGUUUCAGCUGUACAGAAAUGGGUUGAUUUCACUGUAAAAAUCGGUUUAAAUUGUGGUACAUCCUAAAAUGGUGAAUGUUUUGGUUCAUUCCUCCUAACCUUGAGAUACAGUGCAAAGCACAACGGAUACAGGAUGAAAAGCUGAAAGUAUGAUUUUUGUUGUGCUUCCAGCACAGACGUGAUUGUCCACAAAUCCUGAUUCAUCAGCUGAUUUAACUACAAUUGUCUGUUUUUAAAUGGCUUUGUGUUUUUGGUGAUUAUGGAGAUCAUAUUACUUUUCUUUCCCUGGUGAAAAUAAGUGAUGACACAUUUAGUGCAGGCCAUUGAAAUGUUAACAAAUGAAUGAUGGAAGUCAUAUUUUCCUUUCAUGUAAUUUUUUUUUUUGUUUUGUUUUUUUUUGUUUUUGAAAGCUUAGUUUUGUUUGGUUGAACCCUGCUGCAUAUUGAUGGUCUUGGGCAUUUUAUCAUACACCAGAGUCAUUUCAUGCAAUUUUGCAAGAUCAGCAAAACCUUUAAGAAAUCUCUCUACAUGCUUAUUGUGUCCUCCUUGAUUAUCCCGCAAACAGAAGACUCGUCUUGACAUUUUAGAUGGUUUACAUCAGUGACCUUCACAAAAAAAAAUGUGCUCAGAUCUAGAAUGACUUUUGCUCUUGGCAUCUGUACCAAAACACGAGUUGCUUUUGCGUGUAUGAGCGGUCGCUCCUGGACGAUGACCUUUUGUCGCAUGUGCUUUUCAAAGCAGCAACUCCGCCACCGCCAGAAAGCAAAAGGAGGGGGAGAAAAAGAAAAGCAAUGUGAAAGUGAACUGGUGCUGUUAAUUUAAAUUUGUAAUCAGAGGAAGAUGCAGUAUUGCUGUUGAAUUCAUUGUAAGUAUUGUGGCUUUUUUUUUUUUUUUUAAAUUGAGUUUUUAAUCUAUUUUAAUCCUCCUGCCCAUCCCUUCCUUGUCACCCUCCCCAGUCUAUGUAGGCCAUGUUCCUGACUUAUGUACAAAAUGACAUUGGGAGAGAAUCACAGAUUUAACAUUUGUAUAUUUUUGAGAUUUCAGCAAAGAAAAUACUUGACGCAUUUACUAGAGGCUUAGUAAUGCAGUAAAUAAAUAACGAAUCACUGGGGCUUUUAUUGUUUUCUCUUCUUUUUUUUUUUUUUUUUUUUUUUUUUUUUCCUCCUUAUUUUCAUUUUGUUUUCAUUAAUGAAUUUGAGCAGCUAGUGGUUUAGUGUAAUGGAACAAAAUGCACUAACUUGUUUAAAAAAUCUUACUGUUAAUGUAAUGUGAAAUCAUAUUAGAAGCAUAAGAUAAUGACAUUGAGCGGCUUGCAGAAAUCUACAGGAAUAGCAUUCUCCUUAAUGUUUGGGUUCUCACUGUUAAUUGGUUUUAGGGCUGCUGUGGCAAAGGGAAGAAUUAAUAUAACAAUGGAUUGAAAGUGUUGGAGACAGUACAUUCUAGCUGUCUGCAUAAAAUGUCAUUAAAAAAAUAAAUUAUUUUGUUUUGGCCUUGGA
Pangasianodon hypophthalmus (striped catfish) is the source of this 5259-nucleotide messenger RNA. It is a transcript of the gene larp4aa, whose product is annotated as La ribonucleoprotein 4. Gene Ontology annotation, molecular function: mRNA 3'-UTR binding. Gene Ontology annotation, cellular component: cytoplasmic stress granule; cytosol. The record is from RefSeq and is a predicted model, not a curated record. Bases 9 to 2372 code for a protein of 787 amino acids. Gene Ontology annotation, biological process: positive regulation of translation. Lineage: Eukaryota; Metazoa; Chordata; Actinopteri; Siluriformes; Pangasiidae. The transcript is spliced from 17 exons.